AUGCCCACCACCCGGAGAUCAGCAGGAGGAGCCCGAGCCAGACCCGGCCCGACUCGGGGCCAGUCGACCAUCAGCUUCUCUCAUAGAGUCUCCAAGCCCGUACCCAAGGAACAGAAGAAGGCUGCCCUCACCUCUGCCGUUGAGAGAGCGGAAAUUGGCAAGCCAGCCAAGGAUGAAGAAGAAGCGAACGAAAUCCAACUCGACGAGCCCGCAUCCCCAGAGAUUGAGGAGCCGGACGUGAAGGAGGAAGUCCCCGAGAAGUCGGAGUCUGUGACCAGGGCCGAGAAGAUCAGCGACGCCCAGAUCAACAAGUACUGGAAGUCGGUUGAAGCUCAGCGAAUUGCGCCUAGGGUUCAUCAGAAGGACCCCUGCAUUGGUCUGCAGCGCAUGAAGCGUUGGCAGCGGGCCGAGAGACUGGGUCUCAACCCGCCCAUCGAGGUCCUUGCGGUGCUGCUCAGGGAGCAGAAGAAGGGAGCUUCUCUUGAGCGGGCACACAUGGACGAGCUCAUGAACUCGACGGCAGUUGGGACCGCCUAA
Molecule: messenger RNA, 537 nt
Organism: Colletotrichum spaethianum
Lineage: Eukaryota; Fungi; Ascomycota; Sordariomycetes; Glomerellales; Glomerellaceae
Product: DNA polymerase delta subunit 4
Exons: 2
Coding region: 1-537 (178 amino acids)
Biological process (GO): DNA synthesis involved in DNA repair; DNA replication
Source: RefSeq, a predicted model, not a curated record